AUGUUAGGAUUUCUCGACCUCCUUGCGCUUACGCUGUCUCUUGCAGUGAGCUUGGCCAUCAUUGUGCCACUUACUGGUGUUCUUGUACGGUUCAGAGCGAACUACAAUCCCAAGGGUCUACAACUAGAUCCCGAAGGAGGCGCCCAACCGCAUACAGGGCCCAUUGUAAAGUCCUACUUUGGUAUGAUGAAACGGGUGUACCAGAUUGAGGGAUGGCCGGGUCUGUACAAGGGCUUGAUGCCUACUUUCUUGAGCACCUCUGUGGUCACUGUCUUGAUCGUAGUAUUCAUGGACACUCCCCUACCGCGUCAUGGCACCUAUCACGCUCCCCAGACGGGUGUCCUAGGCACGUUGGUUUACAGUAUCGGAAUGAUGCUCAUUGCUUUGCCAACUGCGAUCGUCACGUACCGUGCAAUCACUACACCCCACAAGCUACCUUACCUCAAUGCUGCGAAAUCACUGCGUAUUCUUCUCACCCCAACAGAGCGCCGUCGUCCAUGGAUCAUCUAUUUGACCCCGGGAUUGCUUGCCGCUGAAGUUUCACAUGUCGCUAUUGUGGUUCUCGCGCUGGGACCGCUUAGGCGUCUUCUCCUUCCGCCCCUCCCAGAAUCAAACAGCCAUCUUCCUGACGUUUCUCCGGUCAGACUGGCCGUAUACUUGUUGGUAGUUUUGGUCGCCGCCGCCCUGCUUACUCCAUUGGAAGUGAUGGCGACGCGACUAGCUAUACAACGGAAUCAUGCUUCGUCAGAGUAUAAUUCUAUUUCUCAGGAAGUUGACGGUGAUGCGGAGGAUGUAGAAGAGUUCUCUGGCGCUGAGGAAGACGUUAUUGGCUUGCGCAGCGAAGGUGAUCCGUAUAUUGGUUUGGCGGACUGUGCAAAGCGUAUCAUCAAUGAGGAAGGUUGGAGCGCUCUAUAUCGUGCCUGGUGGAUCACUCUGCUCGGAACCUUUAGCAGCGGCAUCGCCUACUGA
Guyanagaster necrorhizus is the source of this 969-nucleotide messenger RNA. Its product is annotated as mitochondrial carrier. NCBI's taxonomy places the organism in Eukaryota, Fungi, Basidiomycota, Agaricomycetes, Agaricales, Physalacriaceae. The transcript has 6 exons. Bases 1 to 969 code for a protein of 322 amino acids. Gene Ontology annotation, biological process: nucleotide transport; transmembrane transport. The record is from RefSeq and is a predicted model, not a curated record.